GCUGUGCCCUGUGCGCCAUUUUGCUUACCACUUGCCACCCAGAAACAGCAUUCGCGGACAAAGGUCUAUUUUUGCCGAAAUGGCAGUGUAAAAGUGUGCAGCGACACAGCAGCAGCCAACAAACCAGUGCAUCCAACCAGUGCACUGAAUUACUUCUAAUUCAGCGAAAAUGUCGUCCCACGUGGAAACCCUCAGCACUGCUGCACACGACAGCAACAAAGAGUUUGGCACCCUCAGAUCGUUGUCACGUACUCCUUUUGUGACCAACAACAGCCACUAUGACCAUGAUGACGACAAGCUCACUGUUUGGCCUGGAAGACAUGGAGGCCCAUCUGUGGGGGCCUUCCUCUCCCAUGGCUGACGCCAUGGGCUCAGCUGCAUUUCACCCUGACCAAGAGGACCAUCGCAAAGGAGGACAAACCUCAAUGGAUGGAGUCACAUCACCAGUGUCACCAUUCAGCUCCUCAUUUCUGUCUUCUUCCUCUCCCCAUCCCUUCUAUACACCCCCUCGUUCACCGCCAGCUGUCCUCCAAGGAAAAACUGAAACUUCAUCCGAUCCGCUUCCAUUCCCCUGGUUGGCCCACUCUGGGCAGUUGGGAGAUGCUGAGGUGGUGGUCUCAGCUGACGGCAAAGAAGAUGUGUUUGGUGACCUGGAUUGGAUGGCCGAAAGGGUGGAUCUGAGUGACUUCGACCUGGACUCUCUGAUAGGCACAUCCAGUACUAAUGAAGAGUCUCCCAGUGAUCCAGAUGACCUCCUGGCAUCCCUUGAUUGCCCCAUUGAGCUUGACUCAUUCCCAAUCCCCAUUCUGUCCAGUCUUGCUCCUCCUUCACCAGAUAUUUCUCACUCACCCUCUGUUGGUUCUGAUCCAGUUAUCUCCUCAGCGGAAACGGCAUCCCACGAUGAUGCAUGCGAUGUUCCCUCCCCUGACUCCUCUACCCCAGAACCCCAAGAGGAGUUGGAAAUCAAAUCGGAAUCAACAUCUGCCGACUCCCCAAGUCCCCCCUCCCCGUAUGACGACUCUUCACCCUCCUCUGCAUACACCCUGGAUCUAGGUAGUGAGGUGGAUGUUCCCAUGGAUGAGGUGGUAGCUGCUGUGAUACCCCCGGUCCAAAGGGUUGUGCUGUCCCUUUCACCAACUCGAAUUGUCCUUGUACUGGCGCCUAAAAAUGACGUGUGUGCGCACUCCACUGGUUCCACGAGGUCCAACGUGAAUCAUUCCUCUCCCCCGGCCUCACCCCAAACAAGGUCCUCCAGAACCCAACCAUACCCAAACCCUAAACAAAAAUAUAAGCCCCACUUGCCCACGGUCAAAGUUAAGCCAUACCCAGGUUCAGAUGAAAGAGAAACUUUGAAGGCACCCAAGAACAAGAAAUUAAAGAAGAUGGAGCAAAAUAAGACAGCAGCCACUCGCUACAGGCAGAAAAAGCGGGCAGAGCAGGAUCUUCUGUUGACCGAGCACUCGCUGCUAGAGAGGAAGAAUGUAGAGCUGAAAGAGAAGGCGGAAUCUAUGGCGAGAGAGAUUGAGUACCUCAAAGAGCUAAUGGAGGAAGUCCGUCUGGCAAGGUUGAAAAGUGGACAUUGAGCACUGAUGGGAUGUGGAAGCGCGUGUUUGAGCAUACAUGCUCACUGUUUUUGUCUGUUGCAGAAACCUGCUCUACUGUAUGAUAUGCAAACACACAUAUAUUGGAUUCAGAGUAUUGCUUAUGCUGAGUAUCACCUUUCUAAUAUUAGUCAAAUGGCUUCCAGUACAGUUUGAAACAACCUGUUUCAUAUCUUGCAUGUUUCUCAUCUCUGGGCCGAUGUAUUGCCAUAGUUUGGCCUUUUAAAAUGUUUUGAAUAUGUAUUACUAAAACCAUCUGUUUUAUGAUUAAAAUAAAGAUGUGCAUUUA
Molecule: messenger RNA, 1890 nt
Organism: Hippocampus zosterae (dwarf seahorse)
Lineage: Eukaryota; Metazoa; Chordata; Actinopteri; Syngnathiformes; Syngnathidae
Gene: atf4b
Product: activating transcription factor 4b
Exons: 4
Coding region: 279-1583 (434 amino acids)
Biological process (GO): regulation of transcription by RNA polymerase II
Cellular component (GO): ATF1-ATF4 transcription factor complex; ATF4-CREB1 transcription factor complex; nucleus
Molecular function (GO): RNA polymerase II transcription regulatory region sequence-specific DNA binding; DNA-binding transcription activator activity, RNA polymerase II-specific
Source: RefSeq, a predicted model, not a curated record